Molecule: messenger RNA, 4126 nt
Organism: Neurospora crassa OR74A
Lineage: Eukaryota; Fungi; Ascomycota; Sordariomycetes; Sordariales; Sordariaceae
Product: TBC domain-containing protein
Exons: 1
Coding region: 309-3722 (1137 amino acids)
Source: RefSeq, a predicted model, not a curated record
CACGGCCUGUCGCGGCACUCUGCCGGGCACCUCAGCCCAGACCCUUCGAGAGCUGUCGUCUUCCUCCCGUCGUCUCCUUCCCUGACUUCUACCAUACCUAGAUAUUCAUUGCUGGUUCAGCUCAGUUGUUUGGACAGCUCGACCGGACAUGAUUACAGCUACCUCUCCGGCCAGACACCACCAGCUACCUAUUUCCAUCCUCUUUCGAAUCUAGAGACGCUUACGACUGGCGCACACUAUCAAGUCGACCGAGGAAGGCCAUGACAUGAGGUGCGCUGCCCUUGUCCUGGUUCGACCAACUGGAAGACAUGGAGGACACUACGCCGACCCCAACCACUCCAGCUGCGGUCAUCGCUCCCGCUGCCGCCGUGGCUCCUCUUGAGCGCUCCGUGUCGCAACAGUCCGUCCUCUCAACCACCCGGAGCCAUCGUUCCCGGGCCUCCAGCACUGCCCGCGCCCGCAAGAGGUUGACAUCAUACCCGUCGAGUUGUGCGUCUUCCAUCGCCCCGUCCGACAAGUCGCUUACAUCGUUCCCCUCCUUCUCGCCCGAGUCGCCUCGCCAGGAGCUGUCCUUCUUCGAGCUCAACCCUUCCUCCCUCUCACCCUCCAUCUCGCCUUCACGUCACUCGCGCAAGCUGUCCGAUCCCGUUUCCGUCGCCGACUCCGUGGGCAACGACCGCGACCCGCGCCAGACCCCCGAAGCUCCACAGCCACAACGGAUACGGCCUGCCUCUACUGUCGAAAACUUGAUCACGGCUGAAUCCGAGCCGGACACACGCGACGCACUCUUCCAAGAUGUACCUCUUACCGCCAACAAGAUCCCUGGCUCCCUGCACCACGCUGAUAAUGCCCACAUUGAGCGCCUGAUUGCUCGCCAUGGCGCUGUCAACCUCGUCCGACAGAUAUCCCGGGAUUUGGCAGAGCGCGAUGCUCAGAUCGCCACUUUGCGGCGACGUGCCGACGACCGAGAACGCGCCUUGCGGAAGCUUAUCUUGGAAUGCGGUCUGUCCACCCUGGACCUGGAGACGCGCCUGCGCACAAUCGAGCAGGAUGCCAAACAGACAAAUCUGGCCAGAAGGGGGACCGCUGGCGGCGGAUUAUCGGACCUCAUGAACGAAGCCAUGGCCCACGAUCUCAGAGCCGUCGGCGCGAGCACAGGCCUCAAUGACGCAACUAUACGCGCUACCACCAUAUCGGUGCCCCCUGCAGCCGAUACUGGAACCACAAAGGGUAUGACCAAAGGCUGGAAAGACUUUCUGUGGGGUACUGGGGCGGCGGGAAAGAAUUCAGGUCGGCCGAGCAGCGUGACCGGUGCAAGUGCUACGGAAACCUCCAAGACGGUCCUGAGAUGUAGUGGCUUGGGGCCAGAGCAGCGCCGCCCGACGCUGGCCGACGGUCUGUUCAACCCGCCCGAGACGGACUCGACAGACUCUGUGCGGAGCUCUAGUAGGGCAUCCAGUAUCAACUCUGCGAAUGAGUCGCGGAAAUCGUCGCUGGCCAGUCUUGCGUUACGGCUGGUCGCGGGUGGUGCAACCACGGGACGUAACGGUGACAUGCGCGGCCGUGCCAGCACCGUACUGCAACCUGGGGGCUCCAUGAGAACCCCAUCUACAUCGAGCCGCGCCGCAAGCUCCCUCUCAGGCCGUACAGUCUCGGGCGCCCAAACAGGCCCUAGAUCGUUCAUGGCCAUGCGUCGCGCUACCGGCCCCACUAAACCUCUUGACGUACCCCAGCGAUACCAGCAGCAGGACCGAUGGGAUACCAUGGGGUCCAGCCCCUCGAGAGACCUCGUGUCCCGCCAGCAGAGUUAUGGUCCGGUCGAGAUGGACACCAUUCUUCCACCCGAGGUUCAGCCGCCAACGCUGACACACAUAUACAACAACCAUCUUGGGUCCGAAUUUCUCACUGACCGCUUUGGCUUCAUCUAUGACCAGCGGAGGAAAAAGCGGCAGAGAGAGGCCACCAGAAUGGCGCGUCAUGCCAAGCAGCCCAGCCGUACCGAGAUGCUCAGCACUGGGCGGAACAGGUUAUCCCCGGCCAUGUUAGACGAGAGCUCUAGUGGCAGAGGAGACACAGCGAAUGAGGCCGGGCCGGAAUCUCCUUCGGCUGAGGAGCAACGGGAUGAUUCUAAGCCCAGAAAGUGGCAGGAUUACCUCAAGAUCGCAACAUUCCCAACCGAGCUCCUCUCUCACACCCCGUUGAUUACUGUGCCAGGCUUCGAGCUGAUGGAAGGUGGUGAAGUGCCCGAAGCACCCAAAUCGCCUGGCUUGAUAACGUCGGAGGAGCGUGGGUUCGUUCCGUCAGCUACUCCUGCCAUCGCCGCUAUCGCAUUGCUGGAGAAUGAGGAUCAACCCUCCCCAGACGAAGGGGAGCAACAAUCGUCGUCGGCGAGCAUGGCGAAAGAGGAUGCGGAACCAGUUAGGCUGCUGUUGCAGAACCUCAAUCAGCUCCACGAUACACUUCAGAGGGAAAAGACUGUGCGAUGGAACGAUUUCCUUCGUAAAGUACGGGCGGAAAGAAAACGAGACGGGGAGGCUGCCGCUGCUGCUGCCGCCGCUGCCGCCGAGGCUAGGUUUCAAAGGGCCGAAGCAGUAAUGCCUGAAACGAGAUUAGGAGAUGGUGAGCUGAUUGGCGUUGCAAGUUUGGGUAUUCAAGGCAAAGUUGGACGUGCCAAGGCCAAUGAGUUUAGGCAACUCAUACUUGGUGGUAUUCCUGUCGCCUACCGGUCCAAAAUCUGGUCCGAAUGUUGCGGGGCCAAAGCUUUGCGUAUUCCGGGUUAUUAUGAUGACCUUGUCAACCAGGCAGGGGACCAGGACGAUCCGCAGGUCGUGGCACAAAUCAAGGCCGACAUCACUCGCACCCUUACGGAUAACAUCUUCUUCCGCAAAGGUCCAGGGGUCAACAAGCUCAACGAGGUACUACUUGCGUACGCCCGACGCAAUCCAGAUGUGGGUUACUGCCAGGGCAUGAACCUCGUCGUCGCUAACCUCCUUCUCAUCACCCCAUGUGCCGAGGACGCCUUCUGGAUCCUGGUAUCCAUUGUUGAGAAUAUCCUGCCGCCCAACUACUUUGACCAUAGCCUUCUCGCCUCCAGGGCCGACCAGCAGGUCCUGCGCCAAUAUGUGUCUGAGGUUCUCCCCAAGCUCAGUGCUCACUUUGAAGAGCUUGGCAUUACCCUCGAGACCAUGACGUUUCAGUGGUUCCUGUCUGUUUUCACAGACUGCCUGUCUGCUGAGGCUCUCUUCCGCGUCUGGGACGUACUACUGUGCACCCAUGACGGCGGCGUGUUUCUGUUUCAGGUUGCACUGGCUUUGCUCAAGCUGAAUGAACGCCAGCUGCUUGCCUGUGACUCGGCGGCACACAUCUACAGCUACAUCAACCAUCAGAUGACCAAUCAUGCGAUCAGUAUUGAUGGAUUGAUACAGGCUUCUGAGGCGCUGAGGAGGGUGGUGCAGAGAGAUGAGGUGGAGGCAAGAAGGGCGAAGGCCGUUGACUUGGAGAGAGAAAUGAGUCUGGCCAGGGAGAAGAGACGAGAGGAGAUGCAACAGCAGAUAAAGAGGCUGGCGGAAGCGCAGGCGCCAAAGACAGCGGGAUCGCCGGCCGUCGCUGACCGGGCGGUGACAUCGGUGAACGGAUAUUCCGAUGAUUUAAGUUCACCAAUGGUGGAGGCAGAUGAUGGGAUAACAGGAACUAUACAAGCAGCUGGAGGGAUAACUGCAUAACAAGUUGUGAGACAGAACAUGGAAUCAAGUAGUUGCAUGAGGCGGCGUUAUGUUGUAUGUUUCUCGAUCCAUCCGCAACGACGGAAUCGUCUAUCGUUAUUUCUCCUCUUACAGUUGGCAACUUUUUUCUUUUCUUUGUUUUUCUAUCUUUUUCUUGGUGUACGGGCUGGAUAGGUGCAUAUCUCGGAUUGAUACCAAGCAGCGCAUGGAAGGGAGGUAAGGGCAAGCAAGUCAGGCUCAAAUUAUUAAAUGUCAUCGUCUGAUUGAUUCAGUCUCAAUUUUCGGAAGGAGCCGCAAAGUUCACAUCUGCAAGAGCCAUUGAGAUGAGUCAAAACUCAUCGCUCGUGGCUACACGUUGCAUCCGUAAGUUGAUGUUGCAAUAUCAAGGAAUACCGGUUAACAAG